ACUGACGACUGGGCUGUUUGUUUUGAUUAUAGUUUAAUGACGAAUGAAAGAUUAGUGCGCACAAAAACAUCGUAAAAAACUGUUUUGAUUAUUAUUUAUUGUUUACAAAUGCAGAAAAUGUUUUAAUCAAUCCUAUCUUAAAUCCAAUCUUCAUGAUUCAAUAUUCUGUCGUAAGUACUAGAUUGUUUGAGGCUUCUAACAAGCCGUAGGUGAGGAAAACGAUUCUAGAGUGUCGCUUGGACCGAGAAAACAAUUGCGCAUUUAGCGAUUUUCACCAGGCGAUGAGAAAAUGGCAACUCUGCUAGAAAAUACAAAAGGGAUGACAGAUACCGAAACUCAUCUGUUGUCUUUUAGCCUCGACAAUUUGGAGAUCGACCCCACCAGGCCUCACAAGUAUCCUGGAAAUAUUGUGGAAAAAGACAAUGACAGUAAAGAACCAUAUCCAACUGGUUGUGUAAUAUGCCGUUGUAUGAAUACAAAAUCUCUAACCUGUGCAUAUCCUCAAAAACAAAAUACUGAAUUGCCAUCAAAAGAUUGCAUACUAAGGCCUCCUAAGUUAAACAGAGUAGAGAGAUGUAAGCAACAAUAUGCAGCUGCAUCUCCUGUACCUGUCAAUCGAAGGUUUAACCGUAAACAAUUAAAUCGAAAAUGGUCAACUGAUGAUGAAUUUUUAUCAGAGUUAACACUAAACAAUAACAACAAUAGUAAUGAAUGUACUAAUGUCAUACCAUGCACUGAUGAUGUAACAAUUGAUGAGUUGGCCAGUUAUUUUGAAGAUCUAGUACACAUUCCUAAAAAAAUGUCUGACAUGGCUGAACUGAUGUAUAAUUAAACAUAUACAUAUAUUAUGGAUCAUUUAUUGUUAUUCUGUUUGUUUGUCGUUUAGGUAAAACUUUUACUAAAAAAAAAAAA
Diuraphis noxia (Russian wheat aphid) is the source of this 912-nucleotide messenger RNA. RefSeq lists its product as uncharacterized. Gene Ontology annotation, biological process: cellular response to hydrogen peroxide. Lineage: Eukaryota; Metazoa; Arthropoda; Insecta; Hemiptera; Aphididae. The record is from RefSeq and is a predicted model, not a curated record.